GUGCCUGCACAGCGCACGAUGCGCCAGCCGGGUGCUGCUGUUCCUGCUGAACAACCUGUAUGCCAUUCCGGUGUACCUGGUGUGGAUGGCGCUGCUGUCGCCGCUGCACUGGCUGGCGCCACACUUCUACUGGUGGUUCGAGGGCUUCCUCUUCCACAGCCUGGUGCAGAUGGUCGGCAUCCUCAGUUACACGGCCGGCUAUGACUUGACGGAGCUGGGGGACACGAUCGACGACCUGUUGGGCGACAGGUGCCUGUUUCUGGCCAACCACCAGUCGACAGCCGACGUGCCGGUGCUGAUGGCCAUGCUGUCCUCGCGCCGCUACGCUGCCGACCACAGCAUGUGGAUCAUGGACGCCAUGUUCCGGUGGACCCACUUCGGUGUCGUGUCACAGAUCCGCGGAGACUUCUUCGUUGAGUCGGGAAAAGACAAGAGGGAAAAAUCAGUGGAAGAACUGAAGGAAUUCCUUGCAAAGCAAUACUUAUCUUUGGAUAGGAAGUGGAUACUACUUUUUCCAGAAGGCGGAUUCUUACGAAAGCGCCGGGAAGCCAGCCAGAGGUUCGCGCAGAAGCAAGGCCUGCCGCACCUGCAGCACGUGACGCUACCGCGGCUGGGCGCCGCGCGCGCCGUGCUCGACCAGCUGAGGGCCGGCCAGCAGGCCGAAAGCCGGCCACGCCAAUGGCCACGGGGACCGGCCGAGCCGCGCCGGCCUGCGCUGGGUGGUGGACGUGACGGUGGCGUAUCCGGAGCCGGACCGACCGCUCCACCUGCUGGACGUCAUGGCCGGCUCGCUGCCGCCCUGCAAGGUGUACCUCUACUACCGCGUGUACAGCAUCGACCAGGUACCGACGGACACCGAGGGCCUCACCGGCUGGCUGUACGGCCUCUUCUGCGAGAAGGAGGCGGCGGCUGGCCGAGUACUACCGGACGGGCCGGUUUCCCGCCGCUGGCGGGCGGACGCCGCGACGCCGACCGGCCGCCGCUUGCCGCCGCGCAGUCUCCAGCAGGACAUGUUGGGCUGGCUGCUGCGGCAGGCGUUUCUUCCUCGGCUCUUUGGUGCUGCAGCUGCGCGCCGGCUGCGCGC
Messenger RNA from Pollicipes pollicipes, 1084 nucleotides. RefSeq names its product acyl-CoA:lysophosphatidylglycerol acyltransferase 1. Gene Ontology annotation, cellular component: endomembrane system; endoplasmic reticulum. The record is from RefSeq and is a predicted model, not a curated record. Lineage: Eukaryota; Metazoa; Arthropoda; Thecostraca; Pollicipedomorpha; Pollicipedidae. Gene Ontology annotation, molecular function: acyltransferase activity. Gene Ontology annotation, biological process: phosphatidylinositol acyl-chain remodeling.